AUGCAACCAUCUACCCAAGCUACCAAGAAAGACAACUCCUCUGAAAAGAAAGAUAACUAUAUUGUCAAAGGUUUAUUCUGGGAUCCAGCUUGUGUCAUCGCUUAA
This is a messenger RNA of Naumovozyma dairenensis CBS 421, 105 nucleotides long. RefSeq names its product mating pheromone a (gene MFA2). The transcript has a single exon. The record is from RefSeq and is a predicted model, not a curated record. Lineage: Eukaryota; Fungi; Ascomycota; Saccharomycetes; Saccharomycetales; Saccharomycetaceae. Gene Ontology annotation, molecular function: mating pheromone activity. The coding region runs from base 1 to 105 and encodes 34 amino acids.